Messenger RNA from Acomys russatus (golden spiny mouse), 1902 nucleotides. RefSeq names its product solute carrier organic anion transporter family member 1A5-like. Gene Ontology annotation, cellular component: membrane. Bases 131 to 1678 code for a protein of 515 amino acids. The transcript has 11 exons. Gene Ontology annotation, biological process: sodium-independent organic anion transport; transmembrane transport; bile acid and bile salt transport. Gene Ontology annotation, molecular function: bile acid transmembrane transporter activity; protein binding. NCBI's taxonomy places the organism in Eukaryota, Metazoa, Chordata, Mammalia, Rodentia, Muridae. The record is from RefSeq and is a predicted model, not a curated record.
UGAAUAUGAAACAACGAUCUCACCUGCGAGCAACUUGUCCUCAAACAGCUUCUUGUGUGUGGAAAACAGAACCCAGACCUUAAAGCCAACGCAAGAUGCAAAAGAGUGUGUGAAAGAAGUCAAAUCAUUAAUGUGGAUAUAUGUAAUGGUAGGAAAUAUCAUACGUGGAAUGGGUGAAACUCCCAUCAUGCCUUUGGGUAUUUCCUACAUAGAAGAUUUUGCCAAAUCAGAAAACUCCCCUUUGUACAUUGGGAUUUUAGAAACAGGAAGAGUCAUUGGGCCUUUGUUUGGACUUUUAUUGGGAUCUUUCUGUGCAAGGAUUUAUGUAGACAUUGGCUCUGUGAAUACAGAUGACCUGACCAUAACUCCUGCUGACACACGCUGGGUCGGUGCCUGGUGGAUGGGCUUUCUGAUCUGUGCAGGAGUGAACAUCCUCACCAGCGUCCCCUUCUUCUUUCUUCCCAAAGCACUCCCAAAGGAAGGACUAGAGGAUAAUGUGGAUGAGACUAAAACUGGCAGAGAAGAGAAGCACAGAGAAAGAGCUAAGGAGGAAAAACACGGAAUCACUAAAGAUUUCUUGCCAUUCAUGAAGAGGCUGUUUUGUAAUUGGAUUUAUAUGCUUUUCAUGCUUCUAAGUAUUCUCCAGAUGAGUGUAUUUAUCAAUUCAUUCACCUUCCUGCCUAAAUACCUGGAGCAGCAAUAUGGAAAAUCCACUUCAGAGGCAGUCUUCCUCAUAGGUCUUUAUACCUUACCUCCAAUAUGCAUUGGAUAUUUAAUCAGCGGGUAUAUAAUGAAGAAAUUCAAGAUCACUGUCAAGAAAGCUGCAUACAUAGCAUUCUGCCUAUCCUUGUCUGACUACUUUCUAGCACUCUUUCACUUUAUGCUGACCUGUGAUAAUUUCCCUGUUGCUGGCCUAACUACCUCUUAUGAAGGAGUUCAGCAGCCUCCAUAUGUGGAGAAUAAGUUCCUUGCUGACUGCAACACCAGGUGUAGCUGCUUAACAAAAACAUGGGAUCCAGUGUGCGGCGACAAUGGCAUAGCGUACAUGUCAGCCUGCCUUGCAGGCUGUGAGAAGUCUGCUGGAACAGGAAUCAACAUGGUGUUUCAAAACUGCAGUUGCAUCUACUCAUCAGGAAACUCAUCUGCUGUCCUUGGACUGUGUAAGAAGGGCCCUGACUGUGCUAAGAUGCUGCAGUACUUUUUAAUCCUGAGUUUAAUUGUCAGUUUCAUCUACUCUCUAGCAGCCAUACCUGGGUACAUGGUUUUCCUGAGGUGUAUCAAGUCUGAAGAGAAGUCGCUUGGAGUUGGAUUACACACAUUUUCCACAAGAAUAUUUGGCGGCAUCCUAGGACCUAUUUACUUUGGUGCCUUGAUAGACAGAACAUGUUUACAUUGGGGAACUCGGAAAUGUGGUGAGCCAGGGGCGUGCAGGAUGUAUGAUAUAAAUAGCUUCAGGCGCAUUUACCUGGGGGUGCCUGCAGCAGUAAGAGGAUUAAGCUAUCUCCCAGCAUUCUUCAUCCUAAUACUUAUGAGGAAGCUCCAACUCCCUGGGGAAAUUGACUCUUCAGAAACUGGACUUGCAGAGAUGGAGCUCACCGAGAAGGAAAGCAAAUGCUUAGAUGUGCACAGAAGUCCUGAGGUUGAGAAUGAUUCAGAACUGAAACGUAUGCUACACUGAGUUUCCUAUUGGCCUGUGCAAGCCCAUGAUGGGAAUGUACAUUUCACUUUGCUUUUUAAAUCAUGAGAGGUAUUAUCGGAACUGUAUUUUAUACUUAAGGAUCUUAACAAUUAUUUUUCCUUAUGAUAAAAUUAUUUACUGAUAAAAAAUUUUCAAACUUUGGGGUAGUGUUUAAGAUUUUCACAGGGAAGAUUUCUUCAGCAAACUGCACACUGAACCUUAAA